AAUCAAAUUCAGCCCAAAUGAACUCCAAAUGAAAUCCAUUUCCUCAGCCCCGCUUAUCGUCCCAGGCUGCCUUGCAUAACAAACGGUCUCUCUCUCUCUCUCUCUCUCUCUCUCUCUCUACCUUGAAAACCGCCCAAAAAACCCUAACCGGCCCUCGGCCCCGGUUUUCCGUCUCCGAAAACUAACGUAGAUAGCUAUCCGAUUCCCGCCACAUUGAAUUUCCGUCCUGCAACCUUUCCCGGCGCAUCAAGACCACCCAACAUAACUCCCAAACCCUAAACCCCCUUUCGCUACCGAUACUGGUUUUUCCGUACAUCCAUGGAAUAAAGAAAUACCGCUACCCAGCCAUGAAUCUCUGGAACGAUGACAGCGCAUCGAUGAUGAUGGAGGCCUUCAUGGCCCCUGAUAUCUCACCCUUCCCUCUCUGGGCCCCAUCAUCAGCACCAACGGCCCCGAUCGCUCCUUCGGCAGCCCCCGAGCCAUCCAGAGCAUCGACGUCCCUCCUCAAUCAAGACACCCUCCAGCAGCGCCUCCAAACCCUAAUCGACAGCGCCCGCGAGAGCUGGACCUACGCCAUCUUCUGGCAAUCGUCCGUCGACGUGUCCGGCGCGUCGCUCCUGGGCUGGGGCGAUGGAUACUACAAGGGCGAGGAGGACAAGCGCAGACGGAGGGCGGCGGGGUCCGCCACGGACCAGGAGCACCGCAGGCGGGUCCUGCGCGAGCUGAAUUCCCUCAUAUCUGGCACUGCCGACAAUGGCGUCGAUGAAGAUGUGACAGACACCGAGUGGUUCUUCCUCGUCUCGAUGACGCAGAUGUUCGUCAAUGGCAGCGGGAUGCCCGGGCAGGCCUUCUUCUCAGCUAUCCCAUCCUGGGUCGUGGGCCCCGACCGGCUCGCCAGCUUGCCCUGCGAACGCGCGAAGCAGGCGCAGGUGUUCGGGCUCCAGACCCUGGUUUGCAUCCCGUCGUCCAGCGGUGUGGUUGAGCUCGGGUCAACAGAGCUGAUCUUCCAGAAUUCGGAUCUUAUGAACAAGGUUAGGGUUUUAUUCAAUUUCAGUAACACUGAGGUGGGGGCUUGGCAAUUGCAACAGCAGACCAAUCAGGAGGAGAAUGAUCCGUCUGCUCUCUGGAUUUCGGAUCCAUCCCCCAUCGGAAACAAGGAAUCUGUUAUCGUUGAAGUUUCAAAACCUAUCCAAUUGGAAAACCCUAGCUCCAGUAGCUUGACCGAAAACCCUAGCUCCAUAGAAAUGCCGCUGCCACAGCAGCAAAAUCACCAGUCAAGGAGCUUUCUCAGCAGAGAAAUGAAUUUCUCUGAAUUUGGAUUUGAAAGGGCUGUUGCGGAUGGUGAUGGUACUUCCUUGCAACCGUGCAAGCGGGAAUCCAUGGAGAUACUGAAUUUAGGGGAUAACAAGGGGAGUUCAAAUGGAAUUCUAUUCCCACAUCAUCAGCAGAUCGUAAUAGAGGAGAACGAGAAGAAAUCAGCCCCUUUGAGGGGCAGCAACAAUGAAGGAAUGCUCUCAUUCACAUCUACACCGGUCUUGCCUGAUUCUGGCAUUGUAAAGUCCAGUGGCGGCGGCAGUGGCGGUGGAGACUCUGAUCGCUCAGACCUUGAAGCUUCUGUUCGAGAAGCCGAGAGCAGCCGUGCCAUUGCCACUGCUGACAUGGAGAAGCGCCCGCGGAAGCGUGGGCGGAAACCUGCAAAUGGUCGUGAGGAGCCUCUCAACCAUGUUGAGGCUGAGAGGCAGCGGCGUGAGAAACUCAACCAGAGGUUCUAUGCCCUCCGUGCUGUUGUCCCGAAUGUCUCCAAGAUGGACAAGGCAUCCCUCCUCGGGGAUGCUAUCUCCUACAUCAACGAGCUGAAGUCAAAGUUGCAGACGCUCGAGUUGGAUAAAGAAGGACUGCAAACCCAAAUCGACACCCUGAAGAAGGAACAUGGAAAUGGAGAACUGCGGUGCAGCGGACCACCAUCGCUAUCAGAUAAAGAUGUUGGGACGCCUAAUUCAUCGGGUAAGUUGACAGGGGUCGAUAUUGAUGUGAAGGUUAUGGGGUGGGAAGCAAUGAUUCGUAUUCAAUGCUAUAAGAAGAACCAUCCGGCUGCACGGCUGAUGGUGGCACUCAAGGAGCUCGACCUUGAAGUGUAUUAUGCAAGUGUGUCCAUUGUGAAGGAUCUGAUGAUCCAACAAGCAACAGUCAAGAUGUCUAGCCGGAUUUACACUCAGGAGCAGCUCAGUGCAGGACUCCUCGCCAAACUUGCCGAGCCUCCGAGCAGUAGAUAGAGAAAUUGGUGUGGCAUAAGAUGCUGGGAAAUUUUAGACCUGGUGGGUUCUGUAUGUAAAUAUACACAUGGCUCGUUCCUUUAGCAGUUUCAGUAAGUUAUUCCACACGGAUUGGUAAUUUCAGAGCUUCUAUUCAUGAUGAGGUGACUCAAACUCACGAGGUGUGCUUUAAGUUCAAUUGUACCCUUCUUUUUCGUGUUCUUUCUUUUUGUCGAUGUAUAUAUGCAUACGGUAAUUGUCAUCUGAAUCAGUUAAAAGACUGUGAGGAUUAUUUGUAGGCCUGUAAUUGAUGUUGGUUUCUUUAGAUAUCAAAGCUGGAAUCUCCAAUGACCACUUUCCUUCUA
Magnolia sinica is the source of this 2617-nucleotide messenger RNA. RefSeq names its product transcription factor MYC2-like. The coding region runs from base 348 to 2273 and encodes 641 amino acids. Gene Ontology annotation, cellular component: nucleus. Gene Ontology annotation, molecular function: transcription cis-regulatory region binding; protein dimerization activity; DNA-binding transcription factor activity. The record is from RefSeq and is a predicted model, not a curated record. Lineage: Eukaryota; Viridiplantae; Streptophyta; Magnoliopsida; Magnoliales; Magnoliaceae. Gene Ontology annotation, biological process: regulation of DNA-templated transcription. The transcript has a single exon.